ACAGCUUUAUGUUGCUAUAUUCGUGGUAAUUCCUUUUGACUUUUCUGUGUGAAUAGCACACGCGAACGUAGGCAAAAUUUUGCCAACGUUCGCCUUCCAUAACAGCUAUGUCUCGAAAUAAACAUCAUGAGGAGACGGAUAAGCUUACGCGUAUUGCCAUCGUAAACGCGGAUCGUUGUAAGCCUAAGAGAUGCAGGCAAGAAUGUAAAAAAAGUUGUCCAGUGGUGCGUAUGGGGAAGCUCUGUAUUGAAGUCACUCCCAACGAUAAAAUAGCCACGAUUUCCGAGGAGCUCUGUAUUGGAUGUGGUAUUUGUGUUAAGAAAUGUCCAUUUGAUGCUAUCACUAUCAUCAAUAUUCCCUCAAACUUGGAAAAGCAUACCACCCAUCGUUACUCUAAGAACUCAUUCAAACUUCACCGACUACCAAUUCCACGCCCUGGUGAGGUGCUAGGUCUGGUUGGACAGAAUGGUAUCGGCAAGUCUACGGCUUUGAAAAUCCUUGCUGGGAAACAAAAGCCUAAUCUGGGCCGUUAUGCUGAUCCUCCGGAUUGGCAAGAGAUUCUGUCCCAUUUCCGAGGCUCGGAACUUCAGAAUUACUUCACCAAGAUUUUGGAGGAUGAUUUAAAGGCUCUAAUCAAACCACAGUAUGUGGAUCAAAUCCCCAAGGCUGUGAAGGGAACAGUUGGGCAACUUCUUGAUAAAAAAGAUGAAAUGAAGAAUCAACCUGAAAUAUGCAGAAUGCUUGAUUUAUCUCAUAUUCGGGACCGUGAGAUUGCUGCAUUGUCUGGUGGAGAGCUGCAACGCUUUGCAUGUGCUAUGGUCUGCAUCCAGAAUGCAGAUAUCUUCAUGUUUGAUGAACCAUCAUCAUACCUAGAUGUAAAGCAGCGUCUCAAUGCUGCACGGACCAUUCGCUCCUUGAUACACCCUGACAAGUUUAUUAUAGUUGUGGAACAUGACUUGUCAGUUUUGGACUAUUUAUCAGACUUUAUUUGCUGUCUGUAUGGUGUUCCUGGAGCUUAUGGUGUUGUCACUAUGCCUUUCUCUGUAAGAGAAGGUAUUAAUAUAUUCCUUGAUGGAUUUGUACCUACUGAAAAUAUGAGAUUUAGGACUGAAUCCCUAGUCUUCAAAGUUGCAGAAUCUGCCACUGAAGAAGAGAUAAAAAGGAUGAAUCACUAUGAAUACCCAGAGAUGACCAAGAAAAUGGGUGAUUUCAGUCUUAAGGUGAUGCCUGGUGAAUUCUCAGAUUCUGAGAUUUUAGUUCUGCUUGGUGAAAAUGGAACUGGUAAAACUACAUUCAUCCGAAUGUUAGCUGGAAACCUGGAACCCGAUGAAGGUUCGGGCCAGUUGCCACAACUGCACAUUAGUUAUAAGCCACAGAAGAUAUCACCCAAGUCACAGGGCCUAGUCAGGAGCUUGCUGCAUGACAAAAUUAGAGAUGCAUAUGUUCAUCCACAGUUCAUAACAGAUGUGAUGAAGCCAAUGAAAAUUGAAGAAAUAAUGGACCAGGAAGUUCAAAACUUAUCUGGUGGUGAGUUGCAGAGGGUCGCCCUUGUGCUGUGCCUAGGGAAGCCGGCAGAUGUGUAUCUUGUCGAUGAGCCAUCUGCUUACUUAGAUUCUGAGCAGCGUUUAGUUGCUGCUAAAGUUAUUAAGCGGUUCAUAUUACACGCUAAACGAACUGGCUUCGUAGUCGAGCACGAUUUCAUAAUGGCCACAUAUUUGGCGGACCGCGUCAUAGUAUUCGAAGGGACGCCGUCAAGUCAUGCCACUGCGCAUGCGCCACAGUCACUGCUGAAUGGCAUGAAUAGAUUCCUCGAGCUCCUGGGAAUCACCUUCCGUAGAGAUCCAAAUAAUUUCAGGCCUAGGAUCAAUAAACAUUCUUCUGUAAAAGACAUAGAACAAAAACGGGCAGGCCAAUAUUUCUUCCUGGAAGAUUAAAAUGUGUAAAUGUAUCAAUAUGUAUUUAUAUAUAUGGAAGCUGUGUAUCUGUCACAAUGAUGGUAGCCUGCCAUCCCGUGUAUUUCCAAUAAUUGUAUUACUGUAAUAAAUCACAUUUUAUAAACA
Molecule: messenger RNA, 2060 nt
Organism: Achroia grisella
Lineage: Eukaryota; Metazoa; Arthropoda; Insecta; Lepidoptera; Pyralidae
Gene: pix
Product: protein Pixie
Exons: 12
Coding region: 108-1934 (608 amino acids)
Biological process (GO): translational initiation; ribosomal subunit export from nucleus; translational termination
Molecular function (GO): ribosomal small subunit binding; ATP binding; ATP hydrolysis activity
Source: RefSeq, a predicted model, not a curated record